Tachyglossus aculeatus (Australian echidna) is the source of this 1686-nucleotide messenger RNA. It is a transcript of the gene KRT10, whose product is annotated as keratin 10. Bases 1 to 1686 code for a protein of 561 amino acids. Gene Ontology annotation, molecular function: structural constituent of skin epidermis. Lineage: Eukaryota; Metazoa; Chordata; Mammalia; Monotremata; Tachyglossidae. Gene Ontology annotation, cellular component: keratin filament. The transcript has 8 exons. The record is from RefSeq and is a predicted model, not a curated record.
AUGUCUUACCGACUGGGUUCCACCAAGGACUUUUCCUCCUCCCGCAGUGGAGGAGGAGGAAGAUCUUCCGUCAAAGUCUCCAGCACCAAAUGUUCUAGCUCCGUCGGAGGAGGAUUUGGCUUCGGUGGAAGCUCCGGGGGUGGCUUCGGUAGCGGGGUCUAUGGAGGGGGCUUCGGAGGAAGCGUGUUAGGAGGAGGCGGCUACGGCGGUGGCGUGUGUGGGGGUUUCGGUGGGGGUAGCUAUGGAGGAGGCGGCUUUAGCAGCGGCUACUAUGGAGGGAGCUCUGGCGGUGGCAGUUUUGGUGGGGGCAGCUUUGGUGGGGGCAGCUUUGGUGGGGGCAGCUUUGGUGGGGGCAGCUUUGGCGGAGGAUUCGGCGGGGGCGACGGUGGCCUUCUCUCCGGCAACGAGAAGGUGACCAUGCAGAACCUAAACGACCGCCUGGCCAACUACCUGGACAAAGUCCGGGAGCUGGAGGAGUCCAAUUUUGAGCUGGAACGGAAAAUUAAGGAAUGGUAUGAGAAAUAUGGUUCUUCUACUCAGAGAGAACCCCGUGACUACAGUAAAUAUUACCAAAUCAUUGACGAUCUUAAAAACAAGAUCAUUACUCUAACUACCGACAAUGCCAACGUCCUGCUCCAGAUUGACAAUGCCAGGCUGGCCGCCGAUGAUUUCCGACUGAAGUAUGAAAAUGAAGUGACCCUGCACCAGAGUGUGGUGGCCGACAUCAAUGGACUGCGUCGGGUGCUGGACGAGCUGACCCUGACCAAGGCUGACCUGGAGAUGCAGCUCGAGAGCCUGACUGAGGAACUGGCCUACCUCAAGAAGAACCACGAGGAGGAAAUGAAGCACUUGCAGAACGUAAACAUAGGCGAUGUGAACGUGGAGAUGAACGCCGCCCCGGGGAUUGACCUGACCGAGCUGCUGAACAACAUGAGAGCCCAGUACGAACAACUGGCCGAGCAGAACCGCAGAGAAGCCGAAGCCUGGUUCAACGAGAAGAGCAAGGAGCUGACCACCGAGAUCAAUGAUUCUGUGGAGCAGAUGUCUAGCUACAAGACGGAGAUCACUGAAUUGAGACGCAACCUUCAGGCCCUGGAGAUUGAACUCCAGUCCCAGCUGGCCCUGAAACAAUCCCUGGAAGGCUCCCUGGCAGAGACGGAAGGUCGCUACUGUGUGCAGCUGUCCCAAAUUCAGGCCCAGAUCACCUCUCUGGAGGAACAGUUACAGCAGAUCCGUGCCGAAAUCGAAUGCCAGAAUGCAGAGUACCAACAACUCCUGGAUAUCAAGACCCGGCUGGAGAAUGAAAUUCAGACCUACCGUAGCCUGCUAGAAGGAGAGGGAGGCUCUAGCGGAAGUGGACACGGUGGGCGAGGUGGGGGCUCUGGAGGAAACUACUUUGGAGGCAGCUCUGGAGGAGGAAGCAGUUCCGGCGGAGGAUACUCAAGCAGCUCUGGAGGUGGCCAACAGAGCAGCUCAGGAUUCAAAGUUUCAAGCUCAUCAUCCUAUAGCUCUGGAGGUGGGAGCACUGGAGAAUCAACAACCAAGGGCCCUGGAACAAGGUCAGCAGAAACUAGCUGGGGUUCUAACCAAACUCCAGUCAUCAAAACAAUCGUUGAAGAGGUGGGCCCUGAUGGUAGAGUGCUUUCAUCUAAGGUUGAAUCUGAAACCAAGAAACACUACUAUUAA